GCCUUGUGCUGCAUCGCCACGACCAGACUCGAGCCGAGUUCCAAGCAGCAGUAACCAAGGAGAGAACGUACGCUCGGACCGGGUCGACGAAGCUGGCAUGGAGAGGGAGCUCCUGCUGGCCGCAAUGGAGGAGUGCGUCGAGGCACGGCGCUGUCUCGCCGGGAUUAGGUUCCGGCUGGCCGAGCUCUGGACCGUCGCCGACGAGCUGGAGCGAGACGCGAUGGCCGACGAGCGGCCCUUCCACGACAUCCCGCCUCGCCUCCGGGAGAUACAACUACGGACAGAGGACGUCUCCGACACGCUGCAGGAUCUCCGGCCGUCCAUCGACCGCAUCGUCGCCCUGGGCAAAGCGUGCAGGGAGGAGGAGAUAUCUCUGGCGUCGCCCAACGCCCGCACCGCCACCUGAUCCAUCGAUGGAUAACCACAUGUUUGGUGCAUUGUGCUGUGUGCCCACCGUUUUUUGAACCGUAGUAAUGAUUAGUGUGUUAAUAUCCCUUGGCAGUGAUGAAAUCAAAUUCUUAUAUUGAAAGUUCAUUGAUCGUCUCUUCAA
Molecule: messenger RNA, 550 nt
Organism: Triticum aestivum (bread wheat)
Lineage: Eukaryota; Viridiplantae; Streptophyta; Magnoliopsida; Poales; Poaceae
Source: RefSeq, a predicted model, not a curated record